AAAGUUGCAGUAGUUGGAGCUGGAUUUUCUGCUAUGGAUGCUGUUAGAGUUGCAAGAAGACUUGGAAGUGAAGCAUUUAUUAUUUAUAGAAGAUCAGAACAUGAGAUGCCAGCUUCAUCAUCAGAAAUAGAAGAAGCAAAGGAAGAAGGAGUUACUAUGAUGACAUUGUGUAAUCCAACUAAAAUUAUUGGAGAUGAGAAUGGAAAAGUUAAAGGAAUUGAAUGUAUUAAAAUGAAAUUAGGAGAGCCAGAUGCAUCUGGAAGAGCUGCACCAGUUCCAAUUCCAGGCAGUGAAUUUGUUAUUGACUGUGAUAUGGUUAUUCAAGCCAUUUCACAAGUUGUAGAUUUAGGGUGUUGUCCUGGAGUGGAACUAACUCAAUAUGGUACAUUAAAAGUAGAUGAAAAUUAUAAAACAAGCAUUAAUGGUUUAUAUGCAGCUGGGGAUUGUAUUACUGGUCCAAAAUCAAUUGUUGAUGCAGUUGGUGAUGCACAUAGAGCUUCAAAUGCCAUUCAUGAAUAUUUAACAAAUUUGACGAUAACCCCAAUGGAACAAGAUUAA
Messenger RNA from Entamoeba nuttalli P19, 558 nucleotides. RefSeq names its product glutamate synthase beta subunit, putative. NCBI's taxonomy places the organism in Eukaryota, Evosea, Mastigamoebida, Endamoebidae. The transcript has a single exon. The record is from RefSeq and is a predicted model, not a curated record. The annotation marks the transcript as partial. Gene Ontology annotation, molecular function: oxidoreductase activity.